Messenger RNA from Pelobates fuscus (common spadefoot toad), 1927 nucleotides. It is a transcript of the gene TBP, whose product is annotated as TATA-box binding protein. The record is from RefSeq and is a predicted model, not a curated record. The coding region runs from base 185 to 1072 and encodes 295 amino acids. Gene Ontology annotation, biological process: DNA-templated transcription initiation. Gene Ontology annotation, molecular function: DNA binding; RNA polymerase II general transcription initiation factor activity. NCBI's taxonomy places the organism in Eukaryota, Metazoa, Chordata, Amphibia, Anura, Pelobatidae. The transcript has 8 exons.
UUACUCCGUCACCGGAAGUGCUGCGUUGCGCAUGCGUGCUGAAAUGUGGCGCCGGGUGGAAUGGUCCUAGUUGUUUGAGGUGUCUGUGAGUGAGUCCGUGAGUGCGGCGUAAGUAGCCGCAGGUUUGCUUGGAAUGGUUUGAUAUAGUCUAAUCACACAUAUUUGAAAAGCCGGGCACAAAAACAUGGAUCAAAACAGUAUACCUCCUUUCCAGGGGCUGGCUUCCCCCCAGGGUGCAAUGACUCCGGGUAUUCCGCUUUUCAGCCCAAUGAUGCCUUAUGGCACCGGUUUGACCCCACAACCUGUUCAGACAAACAGUUUAUCAAUACUGGAAGAGCAGCAAAGACAGCAGCAACAAGUACAGCAAUCAACAUCACAGCAAGGCACUCAGGGGUCUGGACAAACGCCACAAUUAUUUCACUCACAGACUCUGACAACUGCUCCCCUUCCAGGCAACACACCACUCUACCCCUCCCCAAUGACUCCUAUGACUCCUAUUACACCUGCAACACCUGCAUCAGAAAGUUCAGGAAUUGUACCUCAGCUACAAAAUAUAGUGUCGACAGUAAAUCUUGGAUGCAAAUUGGACUUAAAAACUAUUGCACUUAGAGCUAGAAAUGCUGAAUAUAAUCCAAAGCGUUUCGCUGCAGUUAUUAUGAGAAUAAGAGAACCACGAACAACGGCACUUAUAUUCAGCUCAGGCAAAAUGGUGUGCACAGGAGCUAAAAGUGAAGAACAGUCACGGUUAGCAGCAAGAAAGUAUGCCAGGGUGGUACAGAAAUUGGGAUUCCCAGCCAAAUUUUUAGACUUUAAGAUUCAGAAUAUGGUGGGAAGCUGUGAUGUCAAAUUUCCAAUCAGAUUAGAAGGCUUGGUCCUCACACAUCAGCAGUUCAGCAGUUAUGAACCAGAAUUAUUUCCGGGUCUUAUAUACAGAAUGAUCAAACCAAGAAUUGUCCUGCUUAUAUUUGUGUCUGGAAAGGUUGUGUUGACUGGUGCUAAAGUCCGGGCAGAGAUCUAUGAAGCUUUUGAAAACAUAUAUCCUAUUCUAAAAGGAUUCAGGAAGACAACGUAACAAAUGCUUUGCAGCUCAUAUUUGUAUAUAUCGUUCAUGUAAUAUAGCGCACUAUUUUUACAUAGCAUGAUGUGUUGAAAAGAGAUGGAAUUGUGUUAAUUACGAUAUUCCUUUGGCUCAAGGACACACACUUGCAUUGUAACUUGAGAUGAUUUUAUUUAAUUGUAUGUUUUACUGUAUAGCAUGUUUUAUCUGGAAGAUUUUGGGGAGUUUUUGUUUUCAGAUUUAUUACUUUAAGAUCUUUCUUUCAAAAUGGUCUGUUAUCUCAGUUUUCACCCAAGAUUUUCCCACAAAAUACGUUUUAUACUAUUGCAAAAUAUUGUAAAAAAAAAAAAAAAUUUUAAACACAACAAGAAAAAGCUGAGUUACUUUUAUUUUAUUUUUUUAUUUUUUUGUAAAUUCAAUAUUUUAACAGUUAUUAUUGCAGAUCACAUAGGGAUUCAAAUAGAAAGUCUUAAUUGUUAAUAUUGCUAGAAUUAAUCACCUUCAUAUACUCCCUUAAGUGGAUAUAACAGAAGUUGAUGGUUCGGCCUGCAAUAUGUCAGUCAUCAGCUCACUUGGGUGUGUGCCAAAAGUAGUAGUAUUAUAAAGAAUUGUAUUGGUAUUGGCAUACUUAAUGACUGCUUCAAGUAAGAAAUGUUCACUUUUCUAAAUGAAACUGCUGUAUUUUCCUUUGUUUUAAAGGCAGUAAUAGCCUGGCAGCGAUUCUAGCAACAUCAUUUCAACUAUUUUAUCACUGAAGAUACUUAAAGGUCAUUAUACAUGUUAAGUUGUUUGAAAAUCCACAUAUUCUAAUGCCAGAUACAUUCCUCAAUUUAAAUGUCAAGCAGUGGACAAUAAAUAUAAAAGCUUUCA